Mus musculus (house mouse) is the source of this 4413-nucleotide messenger RNA. It is a transcript of the gene Acvr1b, whose product is annotated as activin A receptor, type 1B. Gene Ontology annotation, molecular function: protein serine/threonine kinase activity; activin receptor activity, type I; I-SMAD binding. The coding region runs from base 74 to 1591 and encodes 505 amino acids. The transcript has 9 exons. Gene Ontology annotation, cellular component: cell surface; plasma membrane; membrane. Gene Ontology annotation, biological process: signal transduction; regulation of DNA-templated transcription; positive regulation of erythrocyte differentiation. The record is from RefSeq and is marked validated. NCBI's taxonomy places the organism in Eukaryota, Metazoa, Chordata, Mammalia, Rodentia, Muridae.
GAGGGAGGGAGGGAGAGAGGCGCCGGGGGCGCGCGCGCGCGCUGGGCGCUGCUGGGCUGCGGCGGCGGUUACUAUGGCGGAGUCGGCCGGAGCCUCCUCCUUCUUCCCCCUUGUUGUCCUCCUGCUCGCCGGCAGCGGCGGGUCCGGGCCCCGGGGGAUCCAGGCUCUGCUGUGUGCGUGCACCAGCUGCCUACAGACCAACUACACCUGUGAGACAGAUGGGGCUUGCAUGGUCUCCAUCUUUAACCUGGAUGGCGUGGAGCACCAUGUACGUACCUGCAUCCCCAAGGUGGAGCUGGUUCCUGCUGGAAAGCCCUUCUACUGCCUGAGUUCAGAGGAUCUGCGCAACACACACUGCUGCUAUAUUGACUUCUGCAACAAGAUUGACCUCAGGGUCCCCAGCGGACACCUCAAGGAGCCUGCGCACCCCUCCAUGUGGGGCCCUGUGGAGCUGGUCGGCAUCAUCGCCGGCCCCGUCUUCCUCCUCUUCCUUAUCAUUAUCAUCGUCUUCCUGGUCAUCAACUAUCACCAGCGUGUCUACCAUAACCGCCAGAGGUUGGACAUGGAGGACCCCUCUUGCGAGAUGUGUCUCUCCAAAGACAAGACGCUCCAGGAUCUCGUCUACGACCUCUCCACGUCAGGGUCUGGCUCAGGGUUACCCCUUUUUGUCCAGCGCACAGUGGCCCGAACCAUUGUUUUACAAGAGAUUAUCGGCAAGGGCCGGUUCGGGGAAGUAUGGCGUGGUCGCUGGAGGGGUGGUGACGUGGCUGUGAAAAUCUUCUCUUCUCGUGAAGAACGGUCUUGGUUCCGUGAAGCAGAGAUCUACCAGACCGUCAUGCUGCGCCAUGAAAACAUCCUUGGCUUUAUUGCUGCUGACAAUAAAGAUAAUGGCACCUGGACCCAGCUGUGGCUUGUCUCUGACUAUCACGAGCAUGGCUCACUGUUUGAUUAUCUGAACCGCUACACAGUGACCAUUGAGGGAAUGAUUAAGCUAGCCUUGUCUGCAGCCAGUGGUUUGGCACACCUGCAUAUGGAGAUUGUGGGCACUCAAGGGAAGCCGGGAAUUGCUCAUCGAGACUUGAAGUCAAAGAACAUCCUGGUGAAAAAAAAUGGCAUGUGUGCCAUUGCAGACCUGGGCCUGGCUGUCCGUCAUGAUGCGGUCACUGACACCAUAGACAUUGCUCCAAAUCAGAGGGUGGGGACCAAACGAUACAUGGCUCCUGAAGUCCUUGACGAGACAAUCAACAUGAAGCACUUUGACUCCUUCAAAUGUGCCGACAUCUAUGCCCUCGGGCUUGUCUACUGGGAGAUUGCACGAAGAUGCAAUUCUGGAGGAGUCCAUGAAGACUAUCAACUGCCGUAUUACGACUUAGUGCCCUCCGACCCUUCCAUUGAGGAGAUGCGAAAGGUUGUAUGUGACCAGAAGCUACGGCCCAAUGUCCCCAACUGGUGGCAGAGUUAUGAGGCCUUGCGAGUGAUGGGAAAGAUGAUGCGGGAGUGCUGGUACGCCAAUGGUGCUGCCCGUCUGACAGCUCUGCGCAUCAAGAAGACUCUGUCCCAGCUAAGCGUGCAGGAAGAUGUGAAGAUUUAAGCUGUUCCUCUGCCUACACAAAGAACCUGGGCAGUGAGGAUGACUGCAGCCACCGUGCAAGCGUCGUGGAGGCCUACCUCUUGUUUCUGCCCGGCCCUCUGGCCAGAGCCCUGGCCUGCAAGAGGGACAGAGCCUGGGAGACGCGCACUCCCGUUGGGUUUGAGACAGACACUUUUUAUAUUUACCUCCUGAUGGCAUGGAGACUCUGAGCAAAUCAUGUAGACAACUCAAUGCCACAACUCAAACUGCUUGCAGUGGGAAGUACAGAGAGCCCAGUGCAUCUGGCGUGUUGCCAGGAGCGGUGAAGGGUGCUGGGCUCGCCCAGGAGCGGCCCCCAUACCUUGUGGUCCACUGGGCUGCAGGUUUUCCUCCAGGGACCAGUCAACUGGCAUCAAGAUAUUGAGAGGAACCGGAAGUUUCCUCCCUCCUUCCCGUAGGCAGUCCUGAGCCACACCAUCCCUUCUCAUGGACAUCCGGAGGGACUGCCCCUAGAGACACAACCUGCUGCCUGUCUGUCCAGCCAAGUGCGCAUGUGCCGAGGUGUGUCCCACAUUGUGCCUGGUCUGUGCCACGCCCGUGUGUGUGUGUGUGUGUGUGAGUGAGUGUGUGUGUGUACACUUAACCUGCUUGAGCUUUCUGUGCAUGUGUAGGCCAGGGUGUGGUGGCCAUACUGUCUCUGAGUGCUGCUGCUUCUCAGUGAGCAGCAUGUAGUUAACCUGGUGCCCUCCUAGGUGUCUCCUGUCCCCAGACCCCAUCAGUCAGGGAGGUUCUGUCUUCUCAGCAGGCUGCUUGCCCACCCUGUGUCACAGGCCCUCCUCUUCCAUUUCAGACCAGAACCAAAGCUGGCCCACUUGUCCAUGGUAGGAGAAGCUUUUGGGUCAAAAUGAGGGGGACUUGAUGAGCAGAGAGAGAAUGUAGGUGGAAGUCUUGGGUGCUGUGUUUCAGCAUCAGCCAUGGGAAAUGAGCCAGCCCAAGGGCAUCUUCCUUGACAGCUGUGAGGAAGGGCCGAGGAAUCCGAAGCCAGAGCUUGGGACUCAGAUUGGAAUGUAACAUCUGUUUAUGUCCCACCCCAGAUUCUGCAAACUGCAGUGUAUAUUUUUGGUGGUGGGUUUGGGGUGGGAAGGGAUGGGUUGCAGGGCGUGGGGAGGGAGGCUGGGGUGGGAGGGAGGCAUCUGCAUGGGCUUCUUGUACUGGAUUCUCUGAUCAGGGUAGAGAAGAGGCAAGGCUUGCAUCCACUUCAGGGUCCCUACUGAGGAGAGUGAGCGGUCCGAGCUGAAUAUGGUGUUUAACCUAAGUUUAGUAUUUAAUGAAUUCUAGAAGCCUGGCUGUGGGUGGUGAUUUGGUCAGCAUAUCUUAGGUAUAUAAUAACUUUGAAGCCAUAACUUUUUAACUGGAGUGGUUUAUUUUAAUUCAGUUUAUUUUAUUUUAUUUUGGGGGGAGGGUCAGGAUUUUAACUUUAAUAUUGUUAAGUUUUGUAAAAGGAGAACCAUCUCUGUGACAAUUACCUCUUAGUCUGUUUGUUUUUAAAGAAAUCCCUAAAACAAACAAAACACAAAAAUUCUCCAGACUCAAACGCACAUAGUUCAGUCACUGGAAACGCUUGUCUUUGCACCUGAGCCUGAUCCCGCUGAGCAGUGAGGGCUGCUUUUCCCCAUGGGGGCUUGCUGUCUCGUACUCCCUGCACCCUCGGCCCCAUCCCGUGAGCACCUCGGCCCUCUGCACAUUGCCCGGCUGGUUGGACCCUUUCCAGAUACUUGCUCAGCAAAUGUGGGCUGCGAGCCUGCUGAGCGCUGGCCCGGGAGGAUCUCCUCAGGGUGGGGCAGGCUUGGGCGCUGCUCUGCUCCUCUACCACUGGAGGGAAUGGAAUCAUGCGAUGGGCGAGCACCUGCUGUGGAGACCAGAAGUGCUCAUGGCUGGUCCUGAGAGCCUUGAUGAGCUAGGAUCACUGUUCUUAAAGACCACUGAAACUGGAAGGGGGACCUGUAUCCCCUUGGGAAGAGAAGCCCCUGGCAAGCAGUGGGUCCUGGAGACUGGGUUCAUUGUGAGCCUUUCCUGCCAGGGGAGGCAUGAGUCUUUGCAGGGAAACUGUCUCCUCCAGCUUCUCCUGCCUUGGUCUCCCCAUAUUCUUAGCCUUUCUAUUUAUUUCCUGGUGUAUAACUUUCCUUGCUUUAAAGGGAUCUUCCUUUAAUUCCUUGGGCCAAUUUACUGGCCAUUGAACAGUGUCCCUUGAGUCCCAACUGUGUCUCUGGGGAACCUCCUUACCCACCCCUGCUGACCUCCCACUUCCCACCCUGCAGCUGAGUAUCCGUGAUUACAGGCGAUUGAACUGUAGAGUCCUCUCUGCCUCUGUACCUGCCAGCAGCAGCCUCACAGUGACCCCCACGCCACUGGACAACUCCCAGGAGACCUGUGCGCUCCGUGCAGCUCAGCUCAGCCGCCUCUCAGGAAGCCUGGAGCAGGUCUGGGGGACCCCCCCCCCAUCACUCUUUACAUUAAGCUGAGAGUUGGGAGAAGCUGUGCUUUGGCUCCCUGAGGCCACCCUGAUCCACGGGGCACCCGCACCUCUGCGUUCUGGAUUCACAGACCAAGUCUAAAGCCCGUUCGUUCCUGAGUUGCCGUCAAGGCCCCUGAACGGUACUCUCGGUACUUCUGUUUGUUUUUUGUACAAUUUAUUAGAAAGGACUGUAAAAUAGCCACUUAGACACUUUACCUCUCCAGUAUGCAAAUGUAAAUAUAUUGUAAUAUAGGAAAUUUUUGUUUUAAUAUAAGAAUGAGCCUGUCCAGUUUCUGCUGUACAUUAUUAAAGUUUUAUUCACAGAACU